Liolophura sinensis is the source of this 5010-nucleotide messenger RNA. RefSeq names its product carbamoyl-phosphate synthase [ammonia], mitochondrial-like. The record is from RefSeq and is a predicted model, not a curated record. NCBI's taxonomy places the organism in Eukaryota, Metazoa, Mollusca, Polyplacophora, Chitonida, Chitonidae. Gene Ontology annotation, cellular component: carbamoyl-phosphate synthase complex; cytoplasm. Gene Ontology annotation, molecular function: ATP binding; metal ion binding; carbamoyl-phosphate synthase (glutamine-hydrolyzing) activity. Gene Ontology annotation, biological process: L-arginine biosynthetic process; 'de novo' pyrimidine nucleobase biosynthetic process; L-glutamine metabolic process.
CUCAAGUAGAGGUAACUCAGGAGGAGGAAGGAAUCUCAAGGGGAGUUAACCCAGGAGGAAAGAAUCUCAAGGGGAGGUAACUGUCUAAGGGGAGAUAAUUCCACCAUGUCUGUACUAAAGGCAGCUGUACUGCUACAGAAGAGCCUGUGUCACAAGAAGGUAGGAUGCAUGGGGUGGAGUCUAAUAUCCUUAAGAGGUGCAUCUGUGGCCUGCAGCCGGAGUUCAUUGUUAGAAAGGCCACGUAAAGCCUCCUUGGUUUUGGAAGACGGCAGCAAAUAUGAGGGGUACUCAUUUGGUUCAGAGACUUCCAUGGCUGGGGAGGUUGUGUUCAACACAGGGCUUGUUGGUUACCCAGAAGCCCUGACUGACCCCAGCUACAGAGGUCAAAUCUUGACCUUGACCUACCCGAUCUUGGGUAACUAUGGCGUCCCAGACACGAAGGCGAGGGAUCAAUACGGACUGAUGCUGAACGUCGAGUCUGAUCAUAUACAUGUAGCUGGAUUGUUAGUUCAGGACUACUCACAUCAACACAGUCACUGGAAUUCUGCCAAAUCGUUAGCUCAGUGGCUCCAGGAAGAGAAGAUCCCGGCUUUGUACGGCAUCGACACGCGGAUGAUCACGAAGAAAGUCCGAGACAAGGGUACUGUGUUAGGCAAAAUAGAGUUUGACGGCGACCCAGUGGAGUUUAUCGAUCACAAUUUGCGAAACCUCAUGUCUGAGAUAUCUACGAAGGAAAUUAAAGUUUAUGGAAAGGGGAAUCCGCUGAAGAUUGUGGCCGUGGAUUGUGGAAUUAAACACAAUAUGGUCCGCAGUCUAAUUCAGAGAGGUGCAGAAGUCACUGUUGUUCCGUGGGAUUAUGACUUCAGUAAGGAUGUCUUUGAUGGUCUUUUCAUAUCCAAUGGCCCAGGAGAUCCUAAGCUAGCCACAGCUACCAUCGAAAAUAUCAGAAAGGUGCUGGAGAGCGAUCGCACGGAGCCAGUAUUCGGGAUCUGUAUGGGAAAUCAGCUGACGGCCCUGGCCGCGGGUGCGAAGACAUACAAACUGCCCCUUGGAAACAGAGGACACAACCAGCCUGUGAUGAAUGUGUUGACUGGUCAAGCCUUCAUAACGUCCCAAAACCACGGCUACGCCAUUGAGAAUGACACCAUCCCACCUGGCUGGGAAGUCCUCUUUGAGAACGUCAACGAUAAGACUAACGAGGGUAUUAUGCACUGUAGUCGCCCCAUUUUUACGGCCCAGUUCCACCCAGAGGCUUGGGGAGGACCCACGGAUACAGAGUUUCUGUUUGACAGUUUCAUAGCUCUGGUCACCAGUGGAGGCCAGAGUGUAGCCGAUGUCAUUAAACCCCCUCCCCCUAAACCAAAAAGGUUGGAUGUAUCUAAGGUACUGGUGCUGGGCAGCGGAGGUCUGUCCAUAGGACAGGCUGGGGAGUUUGACUACAGUGGCUCACAGGCUGUAAAGGCACUCAAGGAAGAGAACAUCCAGACUGUUCUGAUGAACCCAAACAUCGCCUCCGUGCAAACGAACGCUGAGGGCGAGAAACAGGCCGAUGUAGUGUAUUUUCUGCCUGUAACUCCAGCAUUUGUGAAAGAGGUGAUAAAGAGAGAGAGACCAGAUGGACUUCUGCUGUCCAUGGGUGGACAGACCGCGCUUAACUGUGGAAUUGAGCUGCACAGGUCUGGCGUGUUGGAGGAGUUUGGUGUGAGAGUGUUGGGCACUCCAGUGUCCAGUAUCGAAGCCACGGAAGAUCGUCAGAUAUUUGCAGAUAAGCUGAAGGAAAUUGAUGAAAAACUGGCGCCGAGUUUAGCAGUGGAAUCGGUGGAGUCUGCUCUUAAGGCUGCUGAUAACAUUGGGUACCCUGUGAUGGUGAGGGCAGCAUACGCUCUCGGCGGGCUGGGGUCGGGCUUAGCCAGUGACGAGGCGCAUUUGGAAAACAUUGCCAGGAAUGCACUUGCCUUGACCAAUCAAAUUCUGAUUGAGAAGUCGCUGCUGGGCUGGAAGGAAGUGGAGUACGAAGUCGUCCGUGAUGCGGCAGAUAACUGUAUAACUGUGUGUAACAUGGAAAACCUGGAUCCGCUGGGUGUGCACACCGGCGACUCCAUUGUUGUGGCCCCCAGUCAGACUCUGUCCAACAGAGAAUUCCAUCUUCUCAGAGAAACAGCUUUAAAGGUUGUUCGUCAUUUUGGAAUUGUGGGAGAAUGUAACAUCCAGUACGCCCUCCACCCGGAGUCGCUGGAAUACUGUAUCAUAGAGAUUAACGCUCGGCUGUCACGGAGCUCGGCAUUGGCGUCCAAGGCAACAGGAUACCCUUUGGCCUUUAUUGCGGCCAAACUUGCCCUAGGCAUUGAUCUACCAAGUCUGAAGAAUUCCACGACAGAGGCAACGACAGCAUGUUUUGAACCCAGUCUGGAUUACAUCGUGACAAAAAUACCUCGUUGGGACCUAGACAGGUUUCAGCACACGUCAAAAGAGAUCGGAAGUUCUAUGAAGAGUGUGGGAGAGGUUAUGGCCAUAGGCCGUACUUUUGAGGAGAGUCUACAGAAAGCCUUGCGAAUGACUCACCCGACAAAUGAAGGGUUCACUCCCAGCCUGCCCGCAGGUAAAGACUACCCAGCCGAGUUUAAUUUGGAGGAGAAUCUCACCAUGCCCAAUAACAGCAGGAUACACUACCUGGCUAAGGCUCUUCACAGCGGUUACACUGUGGAGGACAUUCAACAGCUGACUGCCAUAGACAGAUGGUUUCUCUAUAAACUACAGGGCAUCGUUAACAUCAGCAAACACCUGGCCACCUGUCACAGGUAUGAUAAUUCAACCUUUUAGAUGAUGUUGAGAUGGAAGUGUUGACGGCUGGCCAAACAGGCAGGCUUUUCAGACAAACAGAUCGGGUCUUGUCUGAAGAUGUCUGAAAAUGAAGUCAGAGAGCUACGUCUGAAUCAUGGGAUUAAACCCUGGGUGAAACAGAUCGACACAAUGGCUGCUGAGUACCCAGCCAAAACCAACUACCUCUACUGCUCCUACAAUGGAAUGGAACAUGAUGUGUCAUUUGAAGAUCACGGGUCAAUGGUUCUGGGGUGUGGCCCCUACCACAUAGGUAGUAGUGUCGAGUUUGACUGGUGUGCCGUGUCUUGCAUUCGACAACUGCGUCAGCUUGGACACAAGUCUGUGAUGGUAAACCACAACCCUGAGACGGUCAGUACGGACUUUGAUGAGUGUGACAGGCUGUACUUUGAGGAGCUCAGUCUAGAGAGAGUCCUGGAUAUUUAUCAACAAGAGGACAGCUGUGGGGUGAUAGUCUCCGUGGGGGGUCAGAUACCUAAUAACCUCGCUCUGCCCCUCUACAAUCACGGAGUCAGCAUUCUGGGCACCAGCCCCCUCAUGAUCGACGCGGCAGAGAACAGAUCCACCUUCUCCGCCAUCUUGGAUAAUUUAGGGAUAGGACAGCCAGAUUGGAGCGCCCUCAGCUCUUUGGACAAGGCCCUGGAAUUCGCCGCCAGUGUUGGAUACCCUUGUCUGCUGCGUCCAUCAUACAUUCUCAGCGGCUCCGCCAUGAAUGUGGCGUUUAAUCACGAACAGCUGAAGAUCUACUUGAGUCAGGCGACCCAAGUGUCACAGGAUUACCCCGUCGUCAUCACCAAGUUCAUAGAGGGCGCCAGAGAGGUAGAAAUGGAUGCUGUCGCUACGGAUGGCAAGGUUGUGGCUCACGCUAUAUGUGAACACGUGGAGAAUGCAGGUGUGCACAGCGGGGAUGCCACACUCAUCCUGCCCACCCAGACAAUCAACGCAGAGGCCCUGAAACAGAUAAGGGACGCCACCGCUAAGAUCGCUGCUCGUUUUGAGAUCACUGGCCCUUUCAACAUCCAGUUUUUGGUCAAAGAAAAUGAUGUCAAGGUUAUUGAGCUAAAUUUGAGGGCAUCACGGUCCUGUCCAUUUGUUUCCAAAACAAUUGGGACGGAUUUCAUCGCCACGGCAACGCAGGUGAUGCAGAAACAGCCCAUCAACGUCGAGGAACUGCCGACACUUGAAAACCCACAGAAUCCUCAAGAUUACGUUGGAAUAAAGGCAUCCAUGUUCUCAUGGCCACGACUCCGCGAUGCUGACCCUUUACUGAGAUGUGAAAUGGCCUCCACUGGAGAGGUGGCGUGUUUUGGAGCGACCAUCCACACAGCCUUUCUGAAGGCCAUGAUGUCAGCCGGGAUGAAACUCCCCCGCCCCAGCAGUAACAUCUUAGUAGGAGUACAACACUCUUUCCACCACAAGUUUCUCCCAGUCGCCAAAAAGCUGUAUGAUUUGGGAUAUCAGCUGUAUGCUACAGAAGCCACAGCCGCCUAUCUCAAUGCCCAUAACAUUGACACCAAAGUCGUGGGCUGGGCCUUCGAGAAAAACCAGCAUGGACAUCCCAUAGCAACCAAACUGAUACAGGAGAAGGAAAUUGACCUAGUGGUGAAUCUGCCUAAUCAUCAGACAAAGUACAUCCGAGACAAUUACCUGAUUCGCCGAGCGGCCAUUGAUUCGGGAACCCCACUUUUGACAAACUUUGAGGUGUUGAAGUUGUUCACGGAGGCUCUGGAGCACAGUGGUGAUGUCAUGGAUGCCACAAGUCUGUUUGACUAUCGCAAACCCAAGGGAGUUAAAUCUGCCAAUUAACGUCCGGCUGUUACAUGUACGAUGGUAACAACAGGAGGCUGUGAAAAGCGGACUGUGGUUGAUGGCCAAACAAGUCUGUCUUAAUGAAUAAAAAUUAAAAAGCACACUAUUCUAAAAUGAUUCAUAUUGCAGCCAGACUGUUUGUUGCCAGGGUCAGUCGUGCGUGUUGUUGUUCUUGGGUCAAACUAUGUGAGCUCAACACACACAUCCUCAAACAGCAUUUUGACAUAAUUAAGAGAUUUACUAGCUUUCCAUCAGCCAUUUUCAACAUAAAUGUUUGGUCAUGAAAAAUAUCAAGAUCUUGUAAAAAUUACUUUUACAUAUUUGAUUAAAUUUAGUGAAAUUCAAAGUAACAAGGUAACACCC